AUGGAAGUCCCACGGCCAACUGGAUCAGCAGGAGGCUCCAUUAGAAGCAUCUCGGGAGUUUAUGUGGAGGCUUCUGGCAAGACCAUAAGCCUUGAUCAAGCUGUCCAGGACCACCUGAUCCAACCAGAUCUUGCCCUGGCCCUUUUGGAAGCCCAGGCAGCCACAGGUGGCAUUGUUGACCUUGUGGGUGAGCAGCUCAUCCCUGUUGCGGAGGCCCUGGUGGUGGGACUCGCAGGACUAGAAAUGAAGGAGAAGCUGUUGCGUGCAGAGCGGGCAGUGAUGGGCUUCACCGACCCUUACACAGAGGAGAAAAUCUCCCUUUAUCAAGCCAUCCAAAAAGAGCUGAUUGGAAGAAAACUGGGCCUGCAUCUACUGGAAGCCCAAAUAGCUACUGGAGGGGUCAUUGAGCCUGUUUCUGGCCAUCGCAUCCCUCUGCAAGAGGCAUACGCACGGGGCUACUUGGAUGAGGAGCUGAGGAACUCCCUCUCUGAUCCAGAGAAUGAGGAGGCCAAGGGCUUCAGGGACCCUAAUACUGACCAGAUGGUCACCUACACAGAACUGAUGAGAAGAUGUGUUGCAGAUCCAGCCAGAGGCCUGCUCUUGUUGCCACUCAAGAUCUCUUUCCCCGGACUGAGAGGGCCCGUGUGUAGCCAUGAGCUGCUGGACUCUGGCGUCAUUGAUUCAGCUAUAUUUGAAGCCCUCCAGAAUGGGGAGGUGACAGCACAGGAAGUGGCAGAGAUGGACUCAGUGCAACAGUACAUGUCAGAGACCAGCAGCAUUGCUGGUGUAGCUGUCCUGCAAAUGAAUGAAUGUAGGAGUCUUUACCAGGCUUUAGUGGAGCACCUCCUCCUGCCUGGCACGGCUGUAAUUCUGAUGCAGGCUCAAGUGGCCUCGGGAUAUUUAAUCGACCCUGUACAGAAUGCAAAAUUCACUAUUGCUGAGGCUGUCCAGGCAGGAGUUGUUGGACCAGAGCUCUUUGGGAAACUGACUUCAGCUGAGAGGGCAGUCACAGGAUACAAAGACCCCUACACAGGGGAGACUCUCUCUCUGUUCCAAGCCAUGAAGAAACACCUGGUGCCCAGGAACCCAGGCCUUUUCCUGCUAGAUGCCCAGCUUGCCACUGGAGGCAUCAUUGACCCACACACCCAUCACCGGCUUCCUACAAAGACGGCCCUUCAGCGGGGCCACUUAGAUGAAGAGGUGCACAACCUCCUCUGCAACCCUACAGAUGAUGUCCGUGGGUUCUUUGAACCCAACUCAGAGGAGAAGUUGUCCUAUGGAGAACUGCUCUUGCGGUGUGUCACUGAUCCAGAAACUGGGCUCUGCCUCUUGCCUCUCUCUGGAGAUCAUGAGAGGAAUCAUACCUUUAUUGACCACAACACAAAGCUUGCCCUGAAAAACACCACUGUGUCUGUGGCCUCUGGUAGGUUCAAGGAAAAGCUUGUAUCCCUCUGGAAGCUCCUCUUCUCAGAACACUUUACAGGAGAGCAGAGGAGAACCCUUACCCAGCAAUUCUCUUCCGGGUCCCUUUCUCCUCAACAGCUGGCUGACAAAAUCUGUCACACUGUGGAGCAAACCGCUGCCAACUCCCAAGUCACCUUUGAAGGCCUGAGGGAAAAGGUGACACCUGCCCAACUCUUGAGCUCUGAAAUCAUCAACAGAGACCUAUUUGAGAAGUUAACACAGGGAGACACCUUGGUCAAAGAAGUUAUUAACAUGGGCACAGUGAAGAAGUACUUGGAAGGGACUGGUAGCAUUGGCGGACUGCUCCUGCCUGACUCCCAAGAGAGAAUUAGCAUCUACGAAGCCAGGAUGAAGGGUUUCCUUCGACCGGGAACAUCGCUCAUCCUUCUGGAGGCUCAGGCGGCCACUGGAUACAUCAUUGACCCUGUGGCCAGUCAGAGGUAUUCUGUGGAUGAGGCCUUGCGUGCCAACAUCAUUGGUCCAGAUGUUUACAGCAAGCUGCUGGCUGCUGAGAAAGCAGUUACUGGCUAUCAGGACCCUUAUACUGGGAACAAGAUCUCCCUUUUCCAGGCUAUGAAAAAGGACCUUAUUGUCAAAGAACAUGCUAUUCGCCUUCUAGAGGCCCAGAUUGCCACUGGAGGCAUCAUUGAUCCUAUCAACAGCCAUCGCCUUCCUGUGGAAGUGGCCUACAAACGGGGCUUUUUUGACAAGAAAAUGAACCUGAUCUUGUCAGAUCCCAGUGAUGACACCAAAGGCUUCUUUGACCCAAACACGCAUGAGAACCUGACCUACCUGCAGCUGAAAGAGAAGUGUAUCGUGGAGUCCACCACAGGCCUCUGCCUCCUGCCACUCAACAGGAAGAAGCACCAACUCCUGGAUGAUGCCACUAAGCAGACAUUCAGGAACUCCUGGCUCUUCAUAAAAUAUGGGCGUUUUCAGGGACAAAGAGUCUCCCUGUGGGAUCUGCUGAACUCAGAGUAUUUCAGUGAGGGAAAGAGAAGGGAAAUAUUCAACCACUACAGCCUUCAGAAGGUCACCCUGGAGCAAAUUUGUCUCUCUUUGGAAGAAGAAAUGAAGAAAUGGGCUUGCAUUGAAUUCCCAGCUCUCAGAGGGAAAGUCAGAGCUUACCAUCUGCUGGAGAGAGGCAUAAUUGAUCGGGCUCUCUUUGAAGAGAUGCUGGAUGGAGCAGUAAGCCCAGAGGAUGUGCUGUGCCUGGAUUCAGUCAAAAAGUACCUCUAUGGCACUGGAAGCAUUGGGGGAAUUCUGCUGCAGCCCUCCAAUGAAAGAGUGAGUCUCUAUGAAGCUAUGAAGCGGAAUAUUGUGAUGCCUGGAGUUGUCCUGCCCUUGUUGGAGGCCCAGGCAGCAACUGGAUUCAUUGUUGAUCCUGUGAACAAUGAAAGACUCUCCCUGGAUGAUGCUGUGAAGAAAGGCCUUGUUGGCCCCGAGCUUUAUGAGGUGUUGCAGCAUGCAGAAGAAGCUGUCACUGGCUACAAUGACCCCUUCACAGGCAAGAAGAUCUCUCUCUUCCAAGCUAUGAAGAAGGGUCUUCUGGCAGACAGGCAAGCCAUACAGCUGAUGGAUGCCCAGCUGGCUACUGGGGGGGUCAUUGAUCCACACAGUGGUCACUAUGUCCCCAUAGAAUUUGCCCAGAAAAAUGGUUACCUGGAUGAGGAGUUCAGGAAAAUGCUUUCCAACCCAAGCAGUGACUCCAAGGUUUUCAGCACCCUGGACAGGAAAGAGAAGGUGAGCUAUGGCCAGUUGAUGGAUCAGUGUCAGAAAGAAGCAAGUUCUGGCAUUCGCCUGCUGCCUCUGUCACAAAUGGCUUCUCCUCGCUACACUGAAGAACAGAUCCAGCAGCACUUUAGGGAGACCUUUGUUGAAGACAAGGGGGUCUCUCUCUGGGACCUCCUUAGCUCUGGUUACUUUACUGAGGAGCAGAAAAGAGACUUUUUGGAGAAGUAUAACUCUGGAACAGUUUCUCUUCGCCAGCUGGUCAGCCUUGUCCAGGGACUUAUUAAGGACAUAGAAAUGAAAGCUAAAAUGCAGGUCACUUUCCAAGGCCUGAGAGGUGCAGUGCCAGCCGUCUGGCUUCUGGAUACAGGCAUCAUUUCAGAAAAGACAUUUGCAGAGCUGGCUCAGGGCAAGAGAUCAUCGAGAGAUGUGUCUGAGAUGGAAAGGGUAAAGCAAUACUUGCAGGGCACAGGUAACAUUGCUGGAGUUUUCAUUCAGUCCUCCAAAGAAAAAAUGGGCAUUUACCAAGCUAUGCAGAAAAAGCUCCUUCUGCCAGGGGUGGGGGCACAGCUACUAGAAGCACAGGCCGCCACCGGAUCCAUCGUGGACCCAAUGUCUAAUCGGCGAUUUGGAGUUGAGGAGGCCAUCAAAAGUGGCAUCGUAGGAGAAGAGCUUAUGGAACAGCUUCUCCAGGCCGAGAGAGCAGUGACUGGCUUCCUUGACCCCUACUCUGGAAAACCAAUCUCGGUGUGCCAGGCCAUUAGGAAGGAGCUCAUCCCUGCCAGGGUUGGGAUCCCUGUGCUUGAGGCUCAGCUGGCCACUGGAGGAAUCAUUGACCCUUUUCAUUGCCACCACCUGCCCCUCCAGGCCGCCUUCAAGCACGGCUUCUUUGAUGAAGAAAUGCAGAGGACGCUUUCUCAGGACAGCAAGGAGAGCCACGUUUUCUUUGACCCAAAUACACAGGAGAGCCUGACCUAUCAGCAGCUGAAGGACAGGUGCAUCCAGGAUCCCGAGACUGGACUCUGGCUUCUCCCACUAUCUGAAGAGGCAGCUUUCUAUGGAGACCCACAAGCCAUGGAGGUGCUAAAAUCUUUCUCCAUCUUGGUCAAAGUUGGGAGGUUUAAAGGACAAGAAGUUUCUCUCUGGGACUUGCUCCACUCUGAGUACAUCACGGAUGGCAAGCGGAGAGAGUUGGUGGUGAUGUAUAAAGAAGAGCAGGAGGAGCUUCUUCAAGAAGUGGCAUCUGCCAUCACCAAGAUCAUCGAAGAGACUGAGCAGCAGGGCAAGAUGUUCAUCUUCAAGGGCCUGCGGAAAAAGGUGUCAGCCAGUGACCUCUUUCAGUCCCAGCUCAUAGAUAUGACAACUCUGGAUGAACUCAGGCAGGGAAAGAAAACUGUCCAGGAAGUCAGUGAGAUGGAUUUUGUCAAGCAGCAUCUGGAGGGGUGCAACUUCAUUGCAGGUGUCCUCGUAGAACCCAAUCGUGAAAGAAUGAGCAUCUACCAAGCCAUGAGGCAGGGUCUCCUGAGACCAGGGGCAGCUCUGGUCUUGCUGGAGGCCCAGGCAGCCACCGGGUAUCUCAUUGACCCAGUGAAAAACAGGAAGCUGUCAGUGGACGAAGCAGUGGCAACGGGGCUGAUUGGCAGAGAAGUUUAUGAGAAGCUGCUGAGUGCAGAGAAGGCUGUCACAGGAUACACCGAUCCCUACACCAAGGAGCAGAUCUCUCUCUUUGAGGCCAUGAAUCAAGAGCUGAUCGUGAGGAGCCACGGCAUCCGCCUGCUGGAGGCUCAGAUAGCCACGGGGGGCAUCAUCGACCCCGUGCACAGCCACCGCAUCCCCGUGGAGGUAGCGUACCAGCGGGGCUACUUUGAUGAGGAAAUGAACCGGAUCCUUUUGGACCCCACCGAUGACACCAAGGGCUUUUUUGACCCCAAUACGCAUGAGAACCUCACUUACCUGCAGCUCCUUGAACGCUGCAUCCAAGAUCCAGAAACUGGGCUGCACAUGCUGCAGAUUGUCAAACGGGGGGGAAGGUACUUCUACAUUGACGAGGCGACAAAAGGGUUUUUGAAAGCACAGCCUAUGAAGGUACAGGUAGGCAGGUAUAAAGGCCAGUCUGUCUCUGUGUGGGACCUCCUCUGCUCCCCAUAUAUCCAGGAGCAGAGGAGAAAAGAUCUGGUCAGGCAGUACAAGGGGGAGACACUCACGUUGCAACAGCUCCAUAAAGCCAUCACCACUAUUGUGGACCAAGCAGAAGAGGAAGCCCAGAAGCUCAAGCUGAAGGGGCUGAGGGGGAAAGAGGUGUCUGCUGCAGACCUCUUCAACUCAGAAAUCAUUGACAAGAAGACACUGGACAGCUUGCACCAGCAGACCCUUACUCUUCAGCAGCUGGCCCAGAGGGACUCCGUGAAGCGCUAUCUGGAGGGCACAGGUUGCAUUGCGGGGGUCUUGGUAGCCGGCCAGGGGCUGAAGCUGUCUGCCUAUGAGGCCAUGAAGAGAGGCUUUCUCUCCCCAGAACAUGCUCUGAUGUUGCUGGAGGCACAGGCUGCUGCAGGGCUCCUUACUGACCUGCUGGAGAAGAAAGCCCUCUCGGUUGACCAGGCCAUCUCUGUGGGGCUUCUGGGUGAAGAGUUUCGCGAGAAGCUCCUCCUUGCUGAGAGAGCUGUUACUGGAUACACUGACCCCUCCACAGGGGACAAAAUCUCUCUUUUCCGAGCCAUGAAAAGAAACCUGGUAGAGAAAGCCCAUGCCCUGCGGCUGCUGGAGGUGCAGAUGGCCACAGGCGGCGUCAUUGACCCCAUGCACGGUCACCGCCUCCCAGUGGAGGUGGCUUGCAGGAGGGGCUGCUUGGACGAAGACGCUUCCCUUCUGCUGUCUGACAGAGGACUUGUAACCAAAGGAUUCGUAGACCCUAACACCCAGGAAAGGGUCACGUACGCACAGCUCCUGCUCAGGUGUACCAAAGACGCGAAGACGGGCGCAUCCCUGCUGCCGUUACUGGAGAAGAGGGAGUAUUUCUUUGUGGAUGAAAUAACUAAACGUGUCCUCUCCUCUAGCAAUUUAAAGGUCGGCACAGGGAAAUACAGAGGACGGGCCAUCUCUCUGUGGGAACUUCUUUCUUCAGACUACGUUACAGCAGAAAAGCAGAAAGAGCUGAUUAAAGAAUAUAAAGAGGGAGGCUUCGCAGUUUUGCAGCACAUCACCAGUGAAAUCCUGAAGAUAAUACAGGAAAAAGAAGACAGCAGGAAGGAUAUAUGGUUCCAAGGACUACGGAAGCAAGUCACAGCUUCUGAACUACUAAAGGCUGACAUCAUUAGUAAAGAAACUAUGAGUAACCUGGAAGCAGGAAAAGAGAGCGCCCAAGAUGUAGCAAAGAUAGACUCGGUGAGGAGGUACCUGGAAGGCACCAGCUGCAUCGCCGGAGUGCUGGUGCCGUCCAGGACAGACCCUUCCAAGUCAGAGAAGAUGACCAUCUACCAGGCCAUGUGGAAGGGCAUUCUGAGGCCGGGCACGGCCCUGGUGCUGUUGGAGGCCCAGGCCGCCACGGGCUUCAUCACUGACCCACUGAGAAAUGAAAGACUUUCUGUAAGUCAGGCGGUUGCUGCUAGCGUAGUAGGGGAAGAAAUCCAGAACAAGCUUCUUUCUGCAGAGAGAGCUGUGAUAGGCUACACGGACCCAAACACGGGAAAAACCAUCUCCCUUUUUGAAGCAAUGAAAAAGGAACUAAUCUUAAAAGAGCACGGGAUCCGCCUGCUGGAGGCCCAGAUCGCCACGGGGGGCAUCAUCGAC
This is a messenger RNA of Python bivittatus (Burmese python), 6981 nucleotides long. It is a transcript of the gene EPPK1, whose product is annotated as epiplakin 1. Gene Ontology annotation, cellular component: cytoplasm; membrane; cytoskeleton. Gene Ontology annotation, molecular function: structural molecule activity; keratin filament binding. Gene Ontology annotation, biological process: intermediate filament bundle assembly; wound healing. The record is from RefSeq and is a predicted model, not a curated record. Lineage: Eukaryota; Metazoa; Chordata; Lepidosauria; Squamata; Pythonidae.